AAGGCACGUGACCGCGCACGUUCGGCUCGAAAAAUUUAAACGGGGACGAGUACGUGCGCGUACCCGUAUUCUUUGUGUGGCAGCGUAGAGAAGCGCCAAAAGAGUGACCAUGGCUGAUGAAAAACCAAAGGAAGCAGUCAAGACAGAAAACAACGAACACAUAAACCUGAAGGUAGCAGGUCAGGAUGGAUCUGUAGUGCAGUUCAAGAUCAAAAGACACACGCCGCUCAUCAAACUCAUGAAGGCCUACUGCGAGAGACAGGGACUGUCAAUGAGGCAAAUCAGGUUCAGAUUUGAUGGACAACCAAUAAAUGAGACAGACACACCAGCACAGUUGGAAAUGGAAGAUGAAGAUACAAUUGAUGUGUUUCAACAACAGACGGGAGGCCUGAUUUAAUCGACCACAUGAGCCACCGUUUUCCUCGUCAACACAACAAACCUUCCUGGCCUGUGAUACACAGCGGCUGCUUCUUUGCAACUUGUCCUAUUAUCUCGACAGAAUUCCACUCAGAAGAAGCUGUCAUUUCUCUGCCACACAUAACUGCUGUAUAGUAUUUUCAUUCUCGCCCCUGUUACUUUUCUGUUUUUGUACAUAAACCACAUCGAGAUCACCCUGAGUUCAGGUUUUGUUUGUUUAUACCGUAUUGUGGUAAAAAUUAAGGACUUCCCUUCCCAAUUUGAAGGGCUGUUUCUAAAGUUGCAGACAGAUAGGACUGGUGAUAGAGUGAGAAUUAAUGAAACUGACUUUACUGGUUGGAUAUCAUUGGGCUAGGCUUGAUCAGUGUCCAGCAAAUCUCUUCUUAAAGUGUAUUCUUUUGGGGACUGGCUAUCACUUAGUGAAUGGUAUGUCCAGUUUGGGAAUGGGGCUGGAUUGUCAUUUGGUUUCUGUCCUCUUCAGAAAAAAAUAUUUGAUUUUAUACAUUUUUAUAUAGUAGCUGAUGUGUAGAGAAAUGUUUUGAUUAAUCAUUUGACUAGGCCAAGCUUCAAAUUUUGGGAAGCCUGAAGAGAUGUUUCAGUUAAACAUCUGUCUUGUCUAUUAAGAUGCCUGUUAAAAUAAAGCUAUUGUCUUUUUCCAAACUUUA
Xiphias gladius (swordfish) is the source of this 1082-nucleotide messenger RNA. RefSeq names its product small ubiquitin-related modifier 2-like. The record is from RefSeq and is a predicted model, not a curated record. Gene Ontology annotation, biological process: protein sumoylation. Gene Ontology annotation, cellular component: nucleus. The transcript is spliced from 4 exons. Bases 110 to 397 code for a protein of 95 amino acids. Gene Ontology annotation, molecular function: ubiquitin-like protein ligase binding; protein tag activity. NCBI's taxonomy places the organism in Eukaryota, Metazoa, Chordata, Actinopteri, Istiophoriformes, Xiphiidae.